AUGCCUCCGCAUGUUGCUUGUGCGCUAUUUGAUGAAACCGAUAACACGCCCCUCUUCAAAUCUAUUAUUGAAAAGACAGGUGCUGAUCCUGUCACAGUCGAACGUGGUUAUAAAAAGAUGAUGGUUCAACUACCUUCUCAAGAUCCCGCUCCUGCAGAAAUAUCUAUCAGUCCACAAACCGCUAAACUCUUACGUCAUGCUGAGAAACAUAUGAAAGAUCAAAAAGAUUCAUACAUAUCUGUUGAUCAUAUCAUUUUGGGCCUUGCAGAUGAAGAUAGUACAUUCAAGCCAAUGAAGGAAGCAGGAAUCACGAAGAAGGCCUUGGAAAACGCAGUCUCUCAAGUUCGUGGUAAUCGUCGCGUUGACUCAAAAAAUGCUGAAGAAGUCUAUGAAGCUUUAUCCAAAUAUGCCAUCGAUUUAACACAGAUGGCUCAAACUGGUAAAUUGGAUCCUGUCAUUGGUCGUGACGAUGAAAUUCGUCGCGUUAUCCGUGUCCUUGCACGACGUACCAAGAACAAUCCAGUUUUAAUUGGUGAGCCUGGUGUAGGUAAGACAGCUAUUGUAGAAGGAUUAGCUCGUCGUAUCAUCGAGCGUGAUGUGCCCCAAACACUACAAUGUAAAUUAUUUUCGUUGGAUAUGGGUGCCUUGAUCGCUGGUGCCAAAUACCGUGGUGAAUUCGAAGAGCGUCUGAAGGCCGUGUUGAAGGAAGUUAAAGAAUCCGAAGAAGGCGUUAUUCUGUUCAUUGAUGAGAUUCACACUGUUCUUGGUGCUGGUAAAGGUGAAGGUUCUAUGGAUGCUGCUAAUUUGUUGAAACCCAUGUUGGCUCGUGGUGAAUUGCGUUGUAUUGGUGCUACUACCUUAACAGAAUAUCGUGAGAUUGAAAAGGACCCUGCAUUCGAAAGACGUUUCCAAAAGGUCGAUGUUGGAGAACCCUCUGUUCCUGCUACGAUCUCUAUCCUUCGUGGUCUCAAGGAACGUUAUGAAAAUUAUCAUGGUGUUAAAAUUGUCGACUCUGCUUUAGUUGCUGCUGCACAGCUCUCCGAUCGUUAUAUCACUACUCGUUUCUUGCCCGAUAAAGCCAUUGAUUUGAUUGAUGAAGCUGCUGCCAAUACACGUGUUCAAUUGGAUUCUAAACCUGAAGAAAUUGAUGUCCUCGAGCGUAAGCGUUUCCAACUUGAAAUCGAAGCCAAGGCUUUGGGUAAAGAAAAGAGCAAUAAGGAAUCUUCGGAACGUUUGCAAGAAGUCAAGGAGGAAAUGGCCAGAUUGGAUGAAGAACUCAAACCUCUCAAGCUCAAGUAUGAACUCACGAAGGGUCGUUUAGACGAAAUCCGUGAUUUGAAGCAAAAGCUGGAUGAUCUCAAGUCCAAGGCAAUUGAAGCAAGGAAUCGUUAUGAUUUGGAUACAGCUGCUGAUAUUGAAUAUUAUGCUAUUCCCGACGUUGAACAACGCAUUGCUCAACUUCAAGCCGAAAAACAACGUAGAGUGAGUGAAGCUUUAGCUAACGAUAGCAAUGAUGCUCUAUUGACGGAAGUGGUUCGCCCUGAACAAAUUAUGGAAGUCGUCUCUCGUUGGACUGGUAUCCCUGUCCAACAAUUGGCCAAGAGUGAACGUCAAAAACUAUUGACUAUGGAGCAAGAAAUUUCCAAGAAGGUGGUUGGUCAAGAUGCUGCAAUUAAGGCUAUCUGUAAUGCCAUUCGUUUGUCCAAGGCUGGUCUUCAAGAUCCUCAUCGUCCUUUGGCCUCCUUCAUGUUCCUGGGUCCUACUGGUGUUGGUAAAACCCUGCUGUGUAAGACGUUGGCUGAAUUCUUAUUUAACGAUGAACGUGCUAUGAUUCGAAUUGAUAUGAGUGAAUUGAUGGAACAGCACAGUGUUGCCAAGUUGAUUGGUGCUCCUCCUGGGUAUGUUGGUCAUGAAGAAGGUGGUCUUUUUGAAGCAGUUCGUCGCAAGCCUUAUGCUGUAGUUCUCUUGGACGAAUUGGAAAAGGCUCACAAAGAUGUUGCAAAUGUUCUCUUACAAGUUUUGGACGAAGGUUUCAUUCAUGAUUCUAAAGGUCGCAAGAUUGAUUUCCGAAAUACUAUUAUUGUUAUGACCUCCAAUUUGGGUGCUGGCCUCUUAGCAGAUCAGUACAAGGGUGACAUGCUUAUUUUGAAGGAAAAGAUUAUGGAAGUUGUUCGUAAUCACUUCAGUCCUGAAUUCACAAACCGUAUCGAUGAGUUGGUCAUUUUCAACCGUCUUACUCAAAAGAAUAUUACCAAUAUUGUUGAUGUUCGUCUAAAGGAAGUUGAAGAACGUUUGGCCGACCGUCAUAUUAUCUUGGAUGUCUCUGAUGAAGCUAAGCAGUGGUUAGGUGAACAUGGUUAUGAACCCAUAUUUGGUGCCCGUCCUCUAAACCGUCUUAUCCAACAACGUGUCUUGAAUCCUUUGGCAAGAAUGAUAAUUGAUGGCGGUAUCAAGAACAACGAAACAGCCAAAGUUAUCCUUAACGAUAAUAACCAUCUCGAAAUUGUUAGAAAUCAUGAAGGCACGAUUGGUGGAUACUUUGAAGAUGAACCAAUGGACGAAGAUGAAGACCUCGAUAUGGACUAA
This is a messenger RNA of Mycotypha africana, 2586 nucleotides long. Its product is annotated as P-loop containing nucleoside triphosphate hydrolase protein. NCBI's taxonomy places the organism in Eukaryota, Fungi, Mucoromycota, Mucoromycetes, Mucorales, Mycotyphaceae. The record is from RefSeq and is a predicted model, not a curated record. The transcript has a single exon. Gene Ontology annotation, molecular function: ATP hydrolysis activity; ATP binding. The coding region runs from base 1 to 2586 and encodes 861 amino acids. Gene Ontology annotation, biological process: cellular response to heat. Gene Ontology annotation, cellular component: cytosol; cytoplasm.